This is a messenger RNA of Magnolia sinica, 925 nucleotides long. Its product is annotated as basic leucine zipper 4-like. NCBI's taxonomy places the organism in Eukaryota, Viridiplantae, Streptophyta, Magnoliopsida, Magnoliales, Magnoliaceae. Gene Ontology annotation, cellular component: nucleus. Gene Ontology annotation, biological process: positive regulation of DNA-templated transcription. The transcript has a single exon. Gene Ontology annotation, molecular function: DNA-binding transcription factor activity; transcription cis-regulatory region binding. The record is from RefSeq and is a predicted model, not a curated record. The coding region runs from base 30 to 515 and encodes 161 amino acids.
CCCAUCCUCCCUUAAACGGUUUCCCAGCCAUGAUGUCGCCGGAGCUAGCCUGCGGAAAACCGCUCUCGGUUCUCGAUAGCGGUUUCUGCGAACCCUACGACCUCUUCUCCUUACUCGAGCAACUAAACCCGAACCUGAACCCGAGCCCGAACCCGGCCGGAUCCAACUCCGGGUCCGACGAAGCGAACCGGGUUCCCUCCCCCGCCGAUGAGCGGAAGCGCCGACGGAUGAUCUCGAACCGAGAAUCUGCCCGUAGAUCUCGUAUGCGAAAACAGAGGCAUUUGGAAGACCUCCGGAACCAGGUGAACCGGCUGCGUGCCGAGAACCGUGAGGCAUCGAACCGGCUCGGGCUCGUUUUGCACCACUAUCAUGCCUUCCGGAGAGAGAACGACCGGCUUCUUGCGGAAUCCGCCGGUUUACGGCAGCGGUUGUUGGAUAUUCACCGGAUCCUUGUUUUCCGGCAGCUGCAACAUCUCGUCUCGUCGAACGAACAAAUUCCUCAAUUAAUCGCGUAAUUAGCAGAUAAUAAACGGGAUUAUCAUCAUUAAUUGGUAAAAAUGAGGAAAGAAAGCAAUUGCUCAUUCGCUCGUGUGUAUAUUAAAAGCAGGAAAAGCCAGGAAACCGCUAGUAGUUUUGAAAAGUGGUUUGGAAAAAAAAAAUGGCGGUUUUGGUGAAAGCCAGAUUAUGUAAAAUUACCUAUUUUUUUCCUUUUCUUUUCCUUUUUUCUAUGUUUGUUUGAAUUUUGCAAUUGGGAAUUUGGGUUUCAAAAUCAGAUGUGUUCUAAUUACAUUCUCCCGAGAAUUUGAAAUAUCACCUUCAUAUCAGCAAUAUCGGCAAGAGAACCAUGAAUAUACCACAAGACAUUGCAUGAAUUGAACAAAGCAUCGCUAUAAAAUAUAAAGAGAAAGACGAGUCGGUUGAUUAA